Messenger RNA from Pogonomyrmex barbatus (red harvester ant), 1831 nucleotides. RefSeq lists its product as uncharacterized. NCBI's taxonomy places the organism in Eukaryota, Metazoa, Arthropoda, Insecta, Hymenoptera, Formicidae. The record is from RefSeq and is a predicted model, not a curated record.
CCCAACGCCAACGCGCCAUCUGAGCGGAGUAAUUUCAAUACAAAAACAAUUGAUAGCUAGUACGAGCGAUCUUUACGCGUGAAUUGCGUAAAGUCGGCUUUGUCAUUGUUGCAAACGAAUACACUUGACAUAACAAUCUUUUAUCUUCAACGAAAAUGAAAAAGCGUAGAUCUAAGAACGACGCGAAUGACGAGCCGGCAAAAGAAAACACGACAGCCGAGGAAAAGAAGAAGCUGCUACAAGAGAUAAAAGAGUUGGAGUCUAUUGUCAAGCAGUGCGAGUGGAAUCUGCGGACAUUGCGCUUUAAGGAUGUGGAGGAACGUGCGAAAGAGAUACUCCCGCCAAGUCCAGGAGUUUCCUCACAGAGCAGAAUGCCGCCGAGUGUCGACGUCGAUCUGCAGAACGAUAUGUACGCAUUUGCCGGUUUUCGUUGCGUUAAAUUUCAAAAGGACGAAAUUGUAUUUAAUUUCACGUCGACGAAUGGAGAUCAGAGGAACAACACCUAUGCCGUACAAAUUUUUAUCGAAAAUGGAAAGGGCAAAUUGGGAAAAUGGGUGAUGCCGAUGUCAGUCGAUAUGAAUGAGUUAUUAUCCAAAAGGCCUAUUGGCGAGUUGAAAAAUAUAAGUCCUUUUUUAAAGAGUUGUAAGCAUCAUAUUGACUGCUAUACUGCACGAAAGGAGCAAUUCUUAUCAUUGGAGAAACAUAUUUCGAACACAAAACAUUAUAAUUUGCAAUCUGACAUGGGAUUUAAGCAAAUCAGUAUGGAAAUGUAUGGUGUAUACGACAAUGAAAAUGACAAUUACAUAAACUUGGCAAUAUAUUUGCUGUAUUAUUCUGACAGAGCAAGACCGCAUAAAAUUAAUAUUAAUAUAACAAACAAAGGCAAGUUAAGCGAUGAUGUAAAACAAAGAUUGAAGGUAUUUCUGAAGGAGUUUAAGAUAUCAGAUUUAAAAACUGCAUUAGAGAAGAUUCUAGCACAAGACAAUUCCACAUUUACAUGGAAACAGAUCAAUAAUGAGUCAUUGGAUGAAAGUCCAUUGGAACUAAAUAAUACUAGCAGUUCUGAUGAAGGAAACCUCUUGACACAAGUAAAAUCAGAUCUGAAGGCAUCACUAAGAAAACAUAAGAAAAAACGUGAAUUACAAAAGAAAUGGAAUAAGAGGAAAAGGCAGAAAAAGAUCUCAAAAGAUAUUGAAUCAUCAGAAGAUGAUAUAGAAAACGAUCAUUUGAAAACAAAAGUAUCAAAUACUGAAAAUGCACAGCAAAUUCCAGUAAAGGAAACAAAGAACCGUGCAUCUAUUUUAAAACAAAAGAGAAUUAAUGAAGAUGAAAGUUUGAUGGAUGAAACGCCAUUGCAGAAACGUAAAACUAAACUAAAGCAGACAAAAUUAAAUUUUCAAAUUCAUGAGACCACAAAUUCUAAUAUGGAUGAAGUAUCGUCUGAAUCAAAAUUGCGCAAUAUACCUGAAGGAAAGCAACUGAAAAGCAAACCAAUUACCAGUACUCCAUGUUGCAGUGUCGAUAUUGAAAAAUUACACUUGCCUACUUUGGAGCUUAGUAAUAUCACAUCUACUGAUACGUCCCAGAAGAUAGAAAAAUUAAAUAACUCAAAGGACAAUAAUCAGUUAGAAAAUAAGGGAAAAAAUUCCGAAAAGAAAAGUGUAAAAACAAAAAAUAAAAUAUUACGAAAUAGGAAAACUGUUAAAUCAUUAAGUUUACGGAUGUCAAAGAGAGGAAAACGCCUUACAAGAAGCAUAACAAGUUAAAAUAAUGAUGUAAAAUGUACAAAUAUGUAUAGAGAAAUAACAAAACAUAUCUUUUAGAAAUAAAG